GAGUCAACGCCAUUCCAUUUACGAUACGAACAGUUUGGUGCAACCGACCCUUAAUCUAUUUUCCAUAUUUAAUAUUAUCGAGUUUGACGGAUUCAUUCAAUUGUCUUCUUGCAUUUCUGUAGAUUUCACUUAAAGUAUAUUCUGUAGCUUUUGUGAAAUAUAUUUGCGGUUUUAAAUAACAUAAUGGCAUGUCCGUAUCGUAUUGAUAACGACGUAAAAAAGAAAAUAAUAGAUAUGAAAAAUUAUGGCUUUCCCGUUACUGAUAUUGUCAACGAACUCGGAAUAGCAAGAAAUACCGUCUACUUAUGGUUAGAAAGGUGGGAGCAGGAAGGCGGAUUAAACAACCACGUGUCAUUUAGGCGUCCAAGGUCGACAACGAGGCUCCAAGACGUAAAUAUAAUAGAAAAGGCCCGGAACGAACGCUUUAUCAAUACCACCCAGUUUUCCGGUGUAUUCAAUGUCUCAAGUAGCACAAUAAGACGUCUCAAAGAAGGGGGUUUGCAAAACCGAGUGCCUACGCGGAAGCCAGCUCUUACCCAAAGGCAUAUCGAUGAAAGGCUGCAUUUUGCAGUCACCAAUAGGAAUAAAAACUUUGACGACGAUAUUUUUAUGGACAAUAAGAUAUUUUCUUCGUCUGACAAUGGAAGGUUAGCACUAUGGAAGCCUGAUAAUACUCGAUACCAUGCACGACAUUUAGUACCUGAUAGACGCAGUGGACGGAUAACUAAUUGGCUUCUGGGUUUGGAUGUCAAAGGAAGGACCCGGAGAGCUGGUCGAAAUAACUGGGCGGAUGAAUGCCAUGGAUUAUGUAGAAAUACUCGAAGAUUCAUUCCUGCCCAGUGUAAACAUAUGUUAUCCGAACCGACGUGUCACAUUUAUGCAAGAUAAUAGCUCUGUUCACAACUCACGGCUAGUGCAAGCAUGGCUUCAUGAACACAGAGAUACUGUUACACGAAUUAAAA
This is a messenger RNA of Cydia fagiglandana, 962 nucleotides long. RefSeq lists its product as uncharacterized. Gene Ontology annotation, biological process: DNA integration; DNA transposition. The transcript is spliced from 2 exons. Lineage: Eukaryota; Metazoa; Arthropoda; Insecta; Lepidoptera; Tortricidae. Bases 184 to 888 code for a protein of 234 amino acids. Gene Ontology annotation, molecular function: DNA binding. The record is from RefSeq and is a predicted model, not a curated record.